Molecule: messenger RNA, 1506 nt
Organism: Beta vulgaris subsp. vulgaris (sugar beet)
Lineage: Eukaryota; Viridiplantae; Streptophyta; Magnoliopsida; Caryophyllales; Amaranthaceae
Product: F-box/FBD/LRR-repeat protein At1g16930
Exons: 1
Coding region: 1-1506 (501 amino acids)
Molecular function (GO): protein binding
Source: RefSeq, a predicted model, not a curated record
AUGGAUGAAAUCGACAAUGGUCGAAAACGACUAAGGAAAUCAACUAAGACAGAAGAAGACCGAUUGAGUGCACUUCCAGACGAGAUUCUCAUCGAAAUACUCUCUCUUUUCUCAAUCAAUUCCGCCGCUGCUACCUCCGUCUUAUCCUCUAGAUGGCGUUACCUUUGGACUAAAGUUACCACUUUCAACUUCAACUCUAACAAGUCCAAAAAAAACUCACGUAAAAUCACCGAUAUCCUCGGUGACAUCUUACAACAACUCACCUCGUCGAAACUUCAUACUUUCAACCUUCAGCUGCACUCGCUAUGCAAACUACUUAAACCUUGUGUAGCAGAAUCAUGUUUACGUGAAAUAUGUCGUCGAAAACCAGACCAUAUUAAAGUCAAUAGCAAACGUGAGUUUUUCCAUGUACCCGAGUUAUUGUUUAAGACUCAAUCACUGGUAACUUUGGAAUUAUCAGGUGUGGUUUGCUUCAGUAACUUCGUGCUUGAAAAUAUUCAACUACCUAAUUUGAAACACCUUACUUUGGGCUGCCUGUUCGACGUCCAUUCUUGGUUGGAGAAUCUAGUUAGAUGUCUUCCUAUGUUAGAAGAAUUAGAUUUGAGGUUCGAGAGCUACUAUCAGCUUCAGAAGACACCAAUUUCGAUUCUGAAUAUAUGUGCUCUAAAUUUGAAGUUAUUGAGGAUAGAGAUGCACAGUCAGUGGCGAACACAACGCACCAAUAUCUUUAUUAAUGCACCUGAAUUGACGUACCUUUCAAUAUCUGAUCCGAAUUCUUUUUAUUACUUUCGCCAUCAUCCAUCUACAUUAGUCACAGCAGAUAUCAACUUUACCAUAGAAGACGUAUUUGGAGGCGAUAGGAAGUGGAUGGAUGGAAGCAAAGAUUAUAUUCACCAAGUUUCUAGAUUUGUUGGAGGAAUGUCUAAUGUUAAAGAGCUUUACCUAAUGCUAGAUAGCGAAACCAAUAUAUACAGCUAUUACAAGUUUGAGAAACAUAGGCUUUUGCCAAUCUUUCAUAAUCUAGCCUAUCUUAAUGUGAGCUUUGAAGAUGUUGGUCUUAUUGUUUGGAAAGAUUUGCUACUCUCUAUGCACUGCUUUCCCAACUUAAACCAACUUGUGGUGAGCCUAAAUACGGGUUGCCCUAUCCCUGUGGAGCGUUCGGGGUGGUGUGAUGCACCAGAUUCUAUACCAGAUUGUUUAGUGAAUAAGCUCAAGAGAAUAGAAAUAUCUGGACUUGGCGUCCAUGUCGAGCUUAGGUUACUAAAAUAUAUUCUAAGUCAUGCAACUGUUUUGGAAGAGCUUCACAUAUGUGUUCGUUACAAGAGUCCAAUUUGCAAAAAAACUCAACUAUGGAAUGAAUGUGCUUUCUGUACAUCCUUGUUCAGUCUUCCAAGGGCCUCUUCAACUUGUGAGAUUGUAUUUUCAGGAUUGCAUAUCCAAGCAUCAAGCAAUGAUUCUAAAAAUGGACACCUUGCGUGUGAAAUGAUCGGCUUUGAUGUUACAUAA